Scutellospora calospora is the source of this 549-nucleotide messenger RNA. NCBI's taxonomy places the organism in Eukaryota, Fungi, Glomeromycota, Glomeromycetes, Diversisporales, Gigasporaceae. The record is from the annotation of a GenBank genome assembly.
AUGAGCAAAGUCAAGUUUGUAGCAAAACAUGAAUACGAAUAUGUUGCUAACUACAAAGUGUUGCAAACAGCCUUUGACAAACAUAAAAUUGAUAAAAUCAUUCCAGUUGAACGUCUUGUUAAAUGCAAAUUUCAAGAUAAUCUUGAAUUCUUGCAAUGGAUGAAGAGGUAUUGGGAUACAUAUUACCCCGGUGGACCAUAUGAUGCUGUUCAAAGACGUAGACCUGAUGGCGGACCUGUUAAAACCGUCACUGGUCGUAUUCCAGCUUCAGGCCUACAUGAUAGCAGCCAAUCGGCCUCAAUGGUGAUUGAAUUAAAUAAACAAGUUGAAGAUCUUAAGAUUACUGUAGAUGGUCUCGAAAAAGAACGUGAUUUCUAUUUUGGAAAACUUCGUGAUAUCGAAAUCUUGGUUCAACAACGUAUCGAUAGUGAACCUGACAAUCAAUUAUUGAAAGACAUUCAAGCUAUUCUUUAUAGUACAGAGGACGGCUUUGAAGUCCCCCCUGAAGGUGCUCCACAAGAAACAGAAUAUGAUGAUGAAACCUUUUAA